Molecule: messenger RNA, 5216 nt
Organism: Paralichthys olivaceus (Japanese flounder)
Lineage: Eukaryota; Metazoa; Chordata; Actinopteri; Pleuronectiformes; Paralichthyidae
Source: RefSeq, a predicted model, not a curated record
AUGCUCCAAGACAGUAAACUGGCCAAUCAUGGCAAGCAGGCCACCAGUGACACCCGAUCCCAGAACCCUGGCGUAAACCCACAGGCACAGCAGCAGGGAGCUGCCGGCCACCUGGGUUCAAAGGGCGUUGGCGCUGGGAGCCAUGGAGUCAAAACCAACCAGAUUUCCUCCGGCAACCCUGUGCUGAAGGCUGUCAGCCAAUCGGUGAGCAGCGUCGGAGGGAUGCUGAAAACCAAAUCCAAGCGGGAGCGGAGCGUCUCCAUUGACUCUAGUGAAUCGAGAAAUGCCAUUCCCCCAGCCCUGGAGACAGAUGCCAAAGGAGAGGGUGUUAUGCGCAGUAAGCGCCGCUGUGUCCUGGAGAAGAAACAGCCAUACAGUGGAGAUGAAUGGUGCUCUGGACCUGACACAGAGGAAGAUGAAGACAAGCCACACACUACGACCCACCGGGAGCGCGGGCUGGCAGGUCCUCUCCAGGGCCUUUCUGAUCGCCUGUCAGUAGGGCCCAUGCCUGAACCUGGGGGUCCUGUAAUGGGAUGUGGACUGGGACCAGGGCUAAAAGCAGAACCACCUCAGUCUUCACAGCAAGUGGUGUAUGUUUUCACAACCAACCUAGCCAACAGUGCUGCAGAGGCAGUAAUUAAAGGACAGACGGAUUCCAUUCUUCUGUUUCACCAGCAAAAUGUUCCACGCACCAAGUUGGAGCAGGGCCACCCAUUAGCAAAGCUUCCUAACAUAUCUGAGAAGGUGAACUCCAACAGCUCUCCACCAACAGGCACCCCAAAAUCCCAAAGUGGAACUCCGCGACCAGCCUCCGCAGGAGUUGGAGGCCCAUUGCACCGUGCAGGGACACCAUCAUCAGCAGGACAUUCUGAUAAUGAAUCCUCUCAGAUCAGAUCAGGCGGUGCCUCCAGCAAUAAUAGCAACGUCGCCCAUAGGUCAGACGGAGGAAACUCGGCCACACCGGCAGGACCAGUUCCAGGUUCUGGAGAUGGGGAAACUACAGGGGGUAUGCCUCUUCCUGUUGCUACAGUUUAUCCCUCAGAGAGUCCCUCCAUCCUAUCUGCACACUUACAGGGUGAUAUAGGCCAGAGGAGUGGCCCAGGGAACACAGAUGGUCUCUCUAAAGAGCAGCUGGAACAUAGGGAACGCUCUUUGCAAACGCUGAGAGACAUAGAGAGACUGCUACUGCGCAGUGGGGCAAGUGGAGGCCCUGGAGAGACGGGUGGCUCCAACAACAAUGCUACUAAUAACUCUUCCAAUCUAAAUAAUAACAACAAUACUGACAGAAGUGCUAUUCUUGAGCAUAGUGAUAAUGGUACUAAUAACCCUGGAAAUUGCAGUAGCAGUAAUAUGCUAUCGUCAGCCUUGGCUCCGAUGGGAGGGAUAAAGAAAUAUGAAGAACCCCUCCAGUCCAUAAUUUCUCAAACACACUCCCUUGGUGGACCUGGCCUUGAAAGCCCUCAAAUGGACUCUCACCAUAACCUACCACAACACCCCCACCACCAGCUGUCUUCACCUGGGGUUGAUAUGGGUCCGUUACUUGGACCUGAAGGGCUGACCCCUGAGCAAAUGGCGUGGAGGAAACUUCAAGAAGAAUACUACCAAGAGAAGAGAAGACAACAGGAAAUGCAACCCCCCACACAUCCACAGCACUUUAGAAUGGUGACUGAGAUGGGCGUUCAUGGAGGUCCCAUGAUGAUGAGAGGACCCCCUCCUCCCUACCACAGCAAGCCUGGAGACCAGCAGUGGGGUCCUGGCAAUAUGAUAGGAGGAGGAAUGGGCGGAAAUGCACGAAUGAUAGACAUGCACCAAGAUGGACCACGUGGCCCGAGGUUCUUGGGACAGAUGCAGAGAGGGCCACCUGGGGGAGGGGCCUUUCCUGGUAGUCCAGGGGGAGUUUUAUCAAUGGAGGGUCUAGGACCCCAAAGGCCCACCAGGCCAGGGAUGAUUUGGAUAGACGACAUAGGUGGAGGAGGUCCUUUUCAUGGCUGCUAUCCUGGUGGGCCUCCUCAGCACUUACAGGGAGAGCAAGAGCAUCUGUUAACACGUGAGGAAAUGUUUCGCAUCAUGGAGAAACGGCAAAUGCAGGGGCUUCCCCGGUUUGAACUUGACCGAUUAACAAAACAGCAGCAACAGGACAACCUGGGCUCAAGAAUGAUGGAUAAUCCUGGCGGCCCAGACUUUUCCAAUUUGGGAAUAGGUCGAGGCCCACCCUCCACGAGAGGAGAUCCAAUGGACUUUCCUGGCUCACGGGAGAUUAUGGGCUCUCCUGGUGUGGGUCCUCAGAUGAGAGACAUGUUGGAUUCUCCUCUGGGGAGCAACCUCACAAUGAACAUGAACCCACAAAUGAAUGUUCAACAACAGCAGCAGAUGAUGCUAUCUCAGAAGCUCAGAGGAGGAGCUUUGGGCGAGAUGUUUAGUCCUGGAGAGAUUGCACGAAUCAGGGCUUCACAGAAUGGAAGAGGAGGAAAUAAAGGAAUGAUCCCAGGACCUGAUGGUCCAUUCCAGUUUCCCAAUCAAGGUCCCUUUACCGGAGGACAGGUGGAAGGAUCCUAUCUUCAACAACCCGGCCCUGCAAUGUUUGGGUCCGACCAGCAAGGACCUAAUCAUAUGGGAGGUACGUCGCGGCUCAGUCACAUGCCAAUGACUGGAGGCCUUAGGGGAGCAGAUCUUGGUCCUAGGCACCCCUCUGACCUAUCAAUCAAUGUUAAGCCUCUGACAUCUCCUUCAGUGCCUCCUCCUCAUCAGCUUAAGUCACCAUCCCUCAAUCAAGAGCCAUCUCCUCUUCUACUUUCCCCCUCUGCUCCAGGACUGAAGUCACCCUCACAGAUCUCCUCUGCAGGCCACCACCCCCCUCUCCCCCCUGCAUCUGGUGCUGGGACUCCGUCCUCUUCUUCCAUGAAGUCUCCCCAGGUAAUGGGUUCUUCCAACCUUGGCUUGCACUCUCCGUCUGCCUCUCCUGGACGUCUUAAGUCCCCAGCAAUGGCUGUGGGUUCGCCAGGGUGGUCAUCUCCUAAAACAGCUCUUCCAAGUCCAGGUGGUCCAACCAGUGGGAAAGUAGUGGGCAAUGGAGGAAGUAGUAUUACUGAGACAGGGCAAUCACUUCACCCCAGAAGUUCCAACUCUACCCCCAUUAGCCAGCCAAGCUCUAUGAAUCCUAGUAUGCCAUUUACCUCCUCUCCUGAUGCCCCUCCAUCUCAAAAUCCUUUAUCCCUUAUCAUGUCUCAGAUGUCCAAGUAUGCCAUGCCCAGUUCUACUCCUCUCUACCAUGAAGCAAUCAAAACAAUUGCCACUUCCGAUGAUGAGAUGAUGCCUGAUCGACCUCUUCUAUCUGGUGUUAGCAUUGGAGGAAACAUUGGAAAUCUCCAGACCUCCCAGAUACUUGUCUCCCAGGGCUCCAUUGGCCCGCACAGUGAUCCACAAAGCCCCAUGGGUGUUGUAAAUCAAGGUCAGCAGCACCUGUCCCAUGAUGCUUCAGGACCUGUUCUCUCUUCUCCAAACCAAAUGGGUCUACCUGCCAUGAAUUCUGCCAUGAUGGGAGGAGGCGGACGUGAUGGAAUGGGGCCAUGCAAUGUUUCCCCCAUAUCUCAAAACCAGAUGGCAGGUUUUCCUCGCAUGCAGCCACCAUCUCAUGGGCCCAUGCACUCACCUAUUGGAGGAAUGUCACAUAAUUUCUCUCAGUCUAAUGAGGAUAGUCUGCCACCCCAGCAGUUACACCUGUUGAGCAAAGGUCAUCCUCACCAACGACCCUCUCACCCCUCAGACUCUUUUGCCUCUCUGCCCAUGGGGGAAGGCCCAGAUCUUAGUGAAGUCAUACGUCCCACUCAUAUGGGGAUCCCUGAAUUUGACCUGUCCCGCAUCAUUCCUUCUGAUAAGCCCAGUAGCACUCUUCAGUAUUUCCCAAAGAGUGAGCAACAUCAGAAUCCACAUCAGGGGCCACCAUCCCAGCAGCCUACUCCCCAGCAGCUCCUCAAACAACUGUCUUCUUCUGGUCCUUCAUCCAACCCCCAUUUAGCAAACCUACAGAAUAUGAUGGCUGAACAGCAGCUGCCACUUCACCCUUCACAUGGUGGGAUACGCCAAAGCAUGGGUAUUCAUCAAGGGGGCUCUAGGGUUAUGGUUUCGGGCGGGGGCAUGGGCCCCAUGUGCCCCCCUGGACAUAUGAUGGGAAGGACAGGCAUGGUACCCCAGCAGCAACUCCAGCAACAGCAAGCCAUGAUGGCCAACAGUCUUCUCCACCAUCCUUCCAAUCCAUAUCCUGGCAUGAUGACCUCUCAGCAGCACCCACACAAUCUGAUGGCACAGCAAAACAUUAUGAUGAUGCAGGCUAAGCAGCGAAGCAUGUCAAUUCCAGGGGAUCCGUUCGGCCCCCAGGGUCCUCUGAUGUCCCCUCAGGGUCCCAUGAUGGCCCCUCCCCAUCCACAGUCAGGUAUGAUGGGCCCCCAGUCUUUAAGACAGCGGGGAAUGUCUCUGGACAGUCCUAUUGCCUACGGCCCUGGAGGCAUGGCCAAUAUGCCAUUCUGAUCCAACUUAUAUAAGCUGUUAAAAAAAAAGAAGAAGAAAGUGUCCACAGGUUACGUCCCCCAUCGUGUCCAAAUUUUUUCAUUAAUGUUAUUCUUGCGGCUGUUUGAAAAGAGGAAUGUAAAAAUAAUGUAUCAGUGAUAAUCUUAAAAUUUUGGAUAACAGCUGAUAAAAAAAUGUAAUAUUUAAAAGCACUGUAUCAUGGUUUAGUCCCAAAUCUGAAGCCAUUUUCUAAAAUACUGUAACAUAUGUAUAUUUAUAAGAUGUGUGUAUUUGUUGUGGGAACAGAAUGGCGGUCAGGAGAGGAGUGCCUCAAAUUUAUAUUUGUUUUAAUAUCAUUGAUUUAUUUUCUCCAACUACCAAACUGUUGUGCAAAGGAGUUAUAUAUGUAUAUAUGUAUGUGUGUAUGUAAGUAUAUAUACAUACAUACACAUAUACACACACAUAUAAUAUAUACUUGCUGUAUAUAAGAUGCAAUUUGUGAUUGUUUGCAGUUGGUCUGUAUAGCUGUGUUUUAAUAGAAGUCUAAAAAUAGAAUAAUACUGAUCUCUAAGGUGGUUUCCAUUAUUGUGUUGUCAGUUACUGUUGUUUGAUAACACUGACGAGGGGCAGAGUGGUUGUAUAACAUAUUCAAUCUUUAUUAAAUUCAAUUUGCAGCUGCUAAAAUACAAGCAAAAACAGAUUCAACCAUCAAA